This is a messenger RNA of Corapipo altera (White-ruffed manakin), 3628 nucleotides long. RefSeq names its product RNA binding motif protein 10 (gene RBM10). Gene Ontology annotation, cellular component: nucleus. NCBI's taxonomy places the organism in Eukaryota, Metazoa, Chordata, Aves, Passeriformes, Pipridae. Gene Ontology annotation, molecular function: RNA binding. Gene Ontology annotation, biological process: mRNA splicing, via spliceosome. The record is from RefSeq and is a predicted model, not a curated record.
GGCGCCGCCAUUUUGGCGCUCGGGAGCGGCGGCGGCGGCGCCGUGCGGGCAGUCGGCCCCUGGACGCUUCCCAGUUUGUCACAGAACCGUCUCUUCUCAGUCCGUCCCAGUACGUCACCGGUUCAUUCAGAUCCUUUCCAGUCAAACCCAGGCUCUUCCAGUGACCACCCCCAGUGGUCCCAGCUUUCCGUUCCCAGUCCCUUCCAGUCUGACCACUUGCCACCCCCACAGGUGUCGGUGCCAUGGAGUACGAGCGGAGGGGUGGCCGUGGGGACCGGACAGGGCGUCGGGGGGGCCCCGCCCCCCCCCCCGAGGAUGGAUCCCGCACCCAGAGGGACCACGACUAUCGUGACAUGGAUUAUCGGGGCUAUGGGGGACCCCCGGAGGGGCCCCCUGCCCCCGGGACCCCCCCGCAGGCGUCCUACGAGGCUGCGGAGCCCCCUCGGAAGCGAGACACCCCCCGGGACCCCCCCGUGGCUCCAGCGCUGCCCUUCGGCGCCGACAGUGACUACCGGGACCAGGAUUACCGGGAGGGCCCCGAGGAGGAGCCGCGUGCCAGCACCAUCGUCAUGCUCAGGAUGCUGCCCCAGGCGGCCACCGAGAACGACAUCCGUGCACAGCUCCAGGCCCAGGGGGUGCAGCCUCGCGAGGUGCGGCUGAUGCGCAACAAGUCCUCAGGUCAGAGCCGCGGCUUCGCCUUCGUCGAGUUCCACCACGUGCAGGAGGCGGCGAGAUGGAUGGAGGCCAACCAGGCCGGGCUGACCCUCCUGGGGCACCGCGUGUCCCUGCACUACAGUGACCCCAAACCCAAGAUCAACGAGGACUGGCUCUGUGCCAAGUGUGGGGUGCAGAACUUCAAGCGACGUGAGAAAUGCUUCAAGUGUGGAGUCCCCAAAGCUGAGGCAGAGCAGCGGGGCCCGGGGGGGCCACGGCCGGAGCUGGUGCCGGGAGGGGGGGGGCUGCUGCCCCUCCCCCAGGCCUAGGCCCCACACUGGGGGGGGCCCCCUGGGGGGUCCCAGGGGGGCACCGAGCCCGGAGCCGAUAACGCCAAUGACACCAUCAUCCUGCGGAACCUGCACCCCCAGAGCAGCCUGGAGUCCAUCCUGGCUGCCCUCGCCCCCUUCGCUGCCCUCUCGGCCGCCAACGUGAGGGUCAUCAAGGACCGGCAGACGCAGCUCAACCGCGGCUUCGCCUUCGUGCAGCUCAGCACCAUCGUGGAGGCGGCGCAGCUGCUGCAGAUGCUGCAGGCCCUGCACCCCCCGCUGCACAUCGACGGCAAGAGCAUCAACGUGGAGUUUGCCAAGGGCUCCAAGCGGGAGGUGCAGGGGGCGGGGCCAGGGGAGGGGCCGCCCCGCGCCAGCGCCGCCUCCGUCGCCUCCACGGCCAUCGCUGCCGCCCAAUGGGCGCUGUCACAGGCAGCCCCGGGAGGUGACUCUGCGUGGUCAGGGGGGGAGGAGCCGAACACCGACUUCAGUGGCUUCUACCAAUCGGAGGAGCCCUUUGCUGGCCCCGCCCCCACUAUCUAUGGCUCCGCCUACCUGAAGGGCAGCUCGGCCCCGCCCCCCGGUCCCGCCCUGACGGGCCCCGCCCCCAGCAAGGCCGAUGGCCCCGCCCCAGGUGUGGCCCCGCCCUCCCAGGUGUGGUGGCACCUGCCGAGCGUUUGGCGCCCCCUGCAGGUCCGGAGGAGCCGGCGCAGGAUCCCGCGGGGGGAGGGGGCGGCCCCUUCUCCCGCCCCCCCCCCGGCGGCCCCCCCUACCCCUCCCCCGCUGCCGAGACCCCCACGGCGACACCCCCGGGAGCCCCUGGACAGGUCUACUCGGGGCCCCUCAAGGCUGAGACCCCGAAUGCAGCCCCUGCUGGGCCCCCCCCCGGCCGCCCCCCCCAGCACUGAACCCUAUGGCCAGUACCCCGUGCCCGACGUCUCCACCUACCAGUACGACGAGACCUCAGGGUACUACUACGACCCCCUGACCGGCCUCUACUAUGACCCCCACUCCCAGUAUUACUACGACGCGGGGGCGGGGCAGUACCUGUACUGGGACGGGGACCGACGCACCUACGUGGCCGCGCCCCCCGCCGAGCCCACCCCCGGCCCCCCCGGCCCCCCGGGGCCCCCCAAAGAGCCCAAGGACAAGAAGGAGAAGCACAAGACCAAGACAGCCCAGCAGAUCGCCAAGGACAUGGAGCGCUGGGCGCGGAGCCUCAACAAGCAGCGGGAGAGCGGGCGCAGCGCGGGGCCCCCCCCGGCCCCCCGCGAGGACGAGCGCAGGGAGGCGGCGGCGGCCGACGCCGGAUACGCCAUCCUGGAGAAAAAGGGGGCUCUGGCUGAGCGGCAGCACCUGCCCCUGGAGCUGCCCCGGCUGGCGAGCGACGAGCGGCUGAGCCCCCCCCGUGGGCUGGUGGCCGCGUACAGCGGCGAGAGCGAGAGCGAGGAGGAGGGGGAGCGGGGGGGGGGCCCGGGACCCCCCGAGGAGCCGCUGACAGACUGGGCCAAACUGGCGUGUCUGCUGUGCCGGAGGCAGUUCCCCAGCAGGGAGGCCCUGCUGAGGCACCAGCAGCUCUCGGGGCUGCACAAGCAAAACCUGGAGCUGCAGCGCCGGAGCCACCUGCCCCCCUCUGAGGGGCCAGAGCGGGGGGACAUGGAGAUGAAGUACCGGGACCGUGCUGCCGAGCGCCGGGAGAAGCAGGGGGGCCCCGACCCCCCCGAGCCCAAGCGGCGCAAAUUCGGGGGACCCCCCCCGACCCCUGGGGAUGCAGAGGGGCCCCCCCGUGAGCCCCCCCUGGGCUGUCGGAUGCUGCAGGCGAUGGGCUGGAAGGAGGGGAGUGGGCUGGGCCGGAGGAGGCCGGAGGCCCCCACCCGGUCCCGCCCCGGGGGGGUGACACGGUUCAGCGAAGGCCCCUGAGCCCCCUGGACACACCCACUGUGAGGACACGCCCUUCCCUGGACACGCCCUUCCCCGGAUGUGCCCACCUGGGUCAUGCCCUCCCAGGGGCCACAGUGUCUGGGUUCCCCCCAAAGGGGGGUUCCCCGACCCCCUCCAGCGUCACCCUGGGUGGGGGCACCUCGAGUGGCCCCUCCCCCCAGUGUGGCCCCACCCCUUCCCCCUUUUGGUUUUGGUGGUGGAUUUUUUUCUAAUAAAUGAGUGAAAAAAAGCGGAAUUUGGGGCUGGAAUGGGGGGAAGGAAGAGGCUGCUGGGUCCUUCCUGUGGGUGGGACCCCAGAGUUCCCUCUCCUCUCUCUCCCCACCGUCCCCCACUUCCCCCCAUGGCGCCCAUGGGCCUGAUCCUGCUGCUGCUCUGCGCUGCCCUGGGGCCCAGCGCGGCCACACCCGUCUGGUGCUUCGCCCGAUUGGAGGAGGCUGAGGGGGGCGGGGCCUGCGUGGAGCUACUGGGUGAUGAGCCCGUCCCAUUGGCUGACUGCUGCCUCAACCCCGCCUACGGCUACAGGCUCCGCCCCCACGGCAGCUGCCUCUCCUGCCGACAGGGUGAGUGGGGCCCCUGGGGCCCCUGGAGCAGCUGCUCAGUGACCUGUGGGGAGGGGACCCAGCGGCGGGGACGCAGCCGGAGCUCCGGCGGGGACGAUGGGGACAGGAGGGACUGGCAGCUGCAAGCGUGUCACCUGCCCUGCU